This is a messenger RNA of Blepharisma stoltei, 2177 nucleotides long. The record is from the annotation of a GenBank genome assembly. Lineage: Eukaryota; Ciliophora; Heterotrichea; Heterotrichida; Blepharismidae.
AUGAUUCUUACAAACAAAGAGAGAGAAAAGCUCCAUAAAGCAAUAUACUCAUAUCUUCUCUCGCAGAACUUCACCACAUCAGCCCAAGCCUUCAUGCAAGAUGCUAGCGUCACAGAAGACCCCAGCUCCUCUGAUUUGUUAGAAAAGAAGUGGUCAUCUGUCGUCCGCCUUCAGCAAAAAGUCAUGUCUCUACAAUCUGAGCUAGAUCAGCUCAAAGAAGAAAUGGUUUUUUACGGCCCAGGCAAGAAAAUCUCCGACUCAAACUCAAAUAAACUUGUAGGGCUCCCAAGAGUCCCCGAAAAGCAUACCUUGACUGGCCAUCGCGAGCCUGUAACAUGUGUCGCUUUCCACCCAGUCUACUCAGUCAUAGCUUCCUCCUCUGAAGACGCAUCAAUCCGCAUCUGGGACUACGAGUCAGGUUCUCAUGAGAGAAGCUUAAAAGGCCACACAGCUGCAGUCAAUUGUGUAGCAUUUGAACCCAAUUCUGGAAAUUUACUUGCGAGCUGUGCAGCUGAUUUAACUAUAAAACUGUGGUCUUUUGAUUCUUUUGAGUGUACUAAGACACUGCAUGGACACGAUCAUAAUGUAAGCUGUGUCCAAUUUUUCCCUGCUGGCGAUUUUUUGCUGUCUUGUUCAAGGGAUACGUCAGUCAAGAUGUGGGAAGUCAGCACUGGGUUUUGUGUGAAAACGUUCCAGGGACAUACUGAUUGGGCAAGGCAGGUAGCAAUUAAUAGCUCAGGGAAUUAUUUUGCAUCGUGCUCAAAUGAUGAAACUAUUCUGGUGUGGGCAGUAGACGCACAGAAUCCUUUGCAGACACUUGCAGGGCAUAGUCAUGUGGUAGAAAGUGUGUGCUUUGCGAACCAAAAUGCAACAGCAAGCUUGCUGGAGGCUGAUUUUAGGCAUAAGACAGAAGAAGAAAAGAUGAACUCAGCCAGGGCGCCUGAGUUUAUCGUGACUGGGUCAAGGGAUAAGACGAUCCGCAUAUGAGAAGCAUGGACUGGAAAUUGCUUGAUAGUCUUGAGAGGUCACGACAAUUGGGUAAGGAAACUUGCAUUUCACUUACUCCUAACUCUUGGUUAUCGAACAUUUUUCAAAAAAUCUAUACCCUAUGACAGCGAAUAUAAAAAAUUAAAAUAAAAAGAAGAAUAAAAUGGUGAUUAGACAGAAGAUGACUCAAGGCACAAUCUCUAUGUAACAGGUAGGACUUUCCUGAUGAAGCUGAAAAUAGUACCUCUGUCACUUUUGAAGCAGGACUUCGGUUUGAGGAUGCCUGACUAAGAGGGAAGUUUUACCUGUCUCUGCCAGAUGGACUAUACAGGUUUUGCCUCCCGCUGAUCCUUUGCUACUCGGGACUCAUAUGGGGGAUCUAAAAGAGGUUGUUUUACCUGGGUAGAUAAUUCUUAGGCUAAGUUGAUUUACACCAGAUCAGUAGGCUAGUGGUCUAUCCGCUUAUGGCCUUAUAACACUAACUAACUACUGGCUGCCUAUUUCAAAUAGUAAAAGGAUAACUGCCAGUUAGUGGAAAUCUUGUUUUUCAAUGCAAUUAGGUAUAAAUUUUUAAAUACUUGAGGGAGAAUAUAACUUAAUUCAUAAUUAUGUUUUAGGAUGUAAAGGAUAAAAUUGACUAAAUUAGCUGGAUUCCAUCAUAAUUAUCAUUAAUUAUAUCUCAAAUUAUUAUUUCUAUUAAAUUUUUUACUUACUAAUGGGUUUAAUUUCUCAAAAAUAAGGAUUUUGGUCGCUAAUCAUGAGAAGAGCUAGGAGGAAGCUAUCUAUAUUCUUGUAGCGACGAUAAGUCUAUAAGAGUCUGGGAUUUGAAAACUGGAGGCUGCUCCAAAAAGCUGCUUGACGUCCAUGGGCACUUUGUCUUAUGCCUAGCUGUGAAUCCACGGUAUAGCGUGAGCACAAUUUUAGCGUCUCCUAACGUCACUUCCUCCUCAGCAGCUGGGAGAUUUGACUUGCCAUUGAAGGUGACGAAUCAAACCCAAGUUGACAAAGCAAGACCCUUAUGACUGGAUUUUCCAGCUUAGUGUUGGCUCGCCACCUUCAAUGACGAGUCAAAUCCCCCAGCUUCUGAGGAGCAAGAAACGCUAGGGCACGCUAAAAGCGUGCCAAUACUAUAUCCUCUGUUAGCCUCUGGCAGUGUGGAUAAAACAAUAAAAAUUUGGGAGUGUCUUUAG